AUGCGCCGAGGAGGAAGACAACGUUGGCAGUUUGAUGGCGAGGGAUAUCAGGGAGCUGCACCGAAGGCUGGUUCUCAGCACCCUGGAUUUCACGGAGGACCGAGCGAUACUUCUCUUUUGACUAGGUAUCAGGACCAUGUUGCCUGCCAUUUAUGGUUCGGCGAGGAGAGAGGACCAAAGACAACCUUAAAGGUUGCUGCACAUGGCAGCAAAUUAAUAGGAUGGGUUUCGCACAGUCUCCCAAAGGUGAUUAAUGAUUGGUUAGUUGGCUCUGGUCUAUCAUCUCUCCAGCAUACUAGUUUGUCCAUAGUAGAUACAGAUAUUUUAUAUGCUUUUGUUGAGAGAUGGAAUCCUGAAACAUCGUCAUUUCGUAUGCCGUUCGGCGAGAUGACCAUUACGCUAGAUGAUGUUUCAUAUCUUCUACAUAUACCUAUUCGGGGUGAGUUGGUUGACCCUGACUAUGUUUUCACUGGUUAUGAUGCUAUCACUCUAGCUGUUAAGUUGUUUGGUGUUUUAUUGAGUGAUGCAUUGACCAUUGACCAUUCAUCUGUGUUAUAA
This is a messenger RNA of Vicia villosa (hairy vetch), 558 nucleotides long. RefSeq names its product protein MAIN-LIKE 1-like. The transcript is spliced from 2 exons. The record is from RefSeq and is a predicted model, not a curated record. The coding region runs from base 1 to 558 and encodes 185 amino acids. NCBI's taxonomy places the organism in Eukaryota, Viridiplantae, Streptophyta, Magnoliopsida, Fabales, Fabaceae. Gene Ontology annotation, biological process: meristem maintenance; meristem development.